AUGAAGUCCUUCGUCCUGCCUCUUGCGGCAUGGUUCAGCUGUGCUACAGCCCUCGAGUCCGCUGCAAUCGACUACAUAUCGCCUCGGGGUAAGAUAGCUAUUGAUGACAACAAGGGAUGGGAGUCUCUCAGCCAAAAUGUUCUUUCCAAACCUUACGAGCCAAAAAGAUUCCCUAAUGGGAUCAUCAACCUAGGUCUCGCCGAAAACUGGCUGAUCCAAGAUGAACUGGCCGCCUACCUGAAGGACAACUUCACAAUUGAUCCCCUCUACCAUCUAACCUACGGCCAAGGAGCAGCUGCCUCCCCCAAGCUUCGCGAGGCUCUUGCUACCUACUUCAAUGAAUACUUCAAUCCGGUUUACCCCGUCAACAAAACGGAAAUUAUUGUUGCUUCUGGUGUUACAUCAUUGAUUGAUUCUAUAGCCUGGAAUACGUGCAGCGAUAAUGAGGGGAUCAUUGUUCCUCAGCCAUUAUAUAACGGGUUUCCAACAGAUAUACACCUUCGUGGCCACGCUAAGCUGCUGAAGGCAUCUUUUGUUCGGGAGGGCCAUGAGUAUUCCCUGGACGAUGUCUUCGAUCCCGCUAAGAUUAAAGAUUCGCUGCAGAGGGCCUGGACGGACUACAAAAACCAAAACAUUACCAUGCGUGGUGUUAUCAUUGCCAAUCCGCAUAACCCCCUAGGACGCUGCUAUUCCAAAGACGCAUUGGAAGCAAUCGCCAGCUUCUGCGGCGAACACAAUAUUCACUUCAUUUCAGAUGAAAUAUACGCCAACUCGGUCUUUGAAAACAAAAACGCGACGAAUGCUACUCCAUUUACUUCAGUGCUUUCACUUAAUGUGACGGAUAUUAUAGACCCCGAUCUUGUUCAUGUCAUGUAUGGGAUGAGCAAGGAUUUCGGGGCAAGCGGCCUUCGACUUGGCGCGCUACAUUCACGCAAUGAACAGAUGAUCAAAGCCGCUUUUGGUGUGAAUCUAUUCUCGUGGCCGUCCUAUCUGGCCCAGGACAUGUGGGCGCGCCUCCUUGAAGACAAGACAGCGACCACGGACUUCUUGAAAAAGAACAGCGAUCGGCUGGCAACGAGUUACGAAUAUGUCACUCAGUGGCUAGACAGCCUAAAGAUUGAGUAUUAUCAUGGAGGAAAUGCCGGGCUCUUUAUCUGGGUUCGGAUCCUUCGCGAAGGGAGCACUGUUACACCGGAACAGCUUAUAGGCGAAUGUCGCAAGCGCGGUGUUAAUAUCGGGGACGGACAGAAUUUCCUACCAGAAGGAAGCACUGGAUGGUUCCGUAUCACGUUUUCGUAUCCCCGUUCCAUGUUAGAACUUGGCCUCUGGCGCUUGAAGGAGACUCUCACUGAGCUAAAAGUAGUCUCAGUGUGA
Messenger RNA from Aspergillus puulaauensis, 1374 nucleotides. RefSeq names its product pyridoxal phosphate-dependent aminotransferase. The coding region runs from base 1 to 1374 and encodes 457 amino acids. Gene Ontology annotation, biological process: amino acid metabolic process; biosynthetic process. The record is from RefSeq and is a predicted model, not a curated record. Gene Ontology annotation, molecular function: pyridoxal phosphate binding; transaminase activity. The transcript is spliced from 7 exons. NCBI's taxonomy places the organism in Eukaryota, Fungi, Ascomycota, Eurotiomycetes, Eurotiales, Aspergillaceae.